CCCCAUUUGCUCAACGCCGCCAGCGCUGCCUCUGUGCUACGUGAGGAAAGUGACGUAUUUUGGUCAGAAUUGAGGGAGCCGCCGUGGGUGCGUGAGGAUUGUAGCUGGGCUGGUUAUUGAGGAGGCUACGGACGUCAACAACAUGGCUCAACAGAAAAAUCUGGAAGGAUAUGUUGGCUUUGCAGACCUUCCCAACCAGGUGUACAGAAAGUCUGUCAAGAGAGGUUUUGAAUUCACACUCAUGGUCGUAGGGGAAUCUGGACUGGGGAAGUCUACACUUAUCAACUCACUUUUCCUGACGGAUCUGUAUUCCUCCGAAUACCCCGGCCCCUCACAUAGAAUCAAGCAAACUGUACAGGUGGAACAGUCCAAAGUUUUGAUAAAGGAAGGGGGGGUCCAGCUUCUCCUUACAAUAGUUGACACCCCCGGAUUUGGUGAUGCUGUGGACAACAGUAACUGCUGGCAGCCAGUCAUCGACCACAUCGACAGCAAGUUUGAGGACUACCUUAAUGCGGAGUCCCGCGUCAACAGGCGACAGAUGCCCGACAGCAGAGUGCACUCCUGCCUCUACUUCAUCGCCCCCUCAGGACACGGACUGAAGCCAUUGGAUAUCGAAUUCAUGAAACGGUUACAUGAGAAAGUAAACAUUAUUCCACUCAUUGCCAAGGCUGAUACACUCACUCCCGAAGAGUGCCAGCAGUUCAAGAAGCAGAUUAUGCGAGAAAUCCAAGAGCACAAGAUCAAAAUCUACGAGUUCCCAGAGGUGCAUGACGAGGAGGAGAGCAAGCUGGCGAAAAAGAUCAAGGACCGCUUGCCUCUGGCUGUCGUCGGUAGCAACACUUCCGUAGAGGUCAACGGCAAGCGGGUUCGAGGGAGGCAGUACCCCUGGGGCAUAGCUGAAGUGGAGAACGGGGAGCAUUGUGACUUCACUAUCCUACGAGACAUGCUGAUCAGGACCCACAUGCAGGACCUGAAGGACGUGACCAACAACGUUCACUAUGAGAACUACAGGAGCAGGAAGCUGGCGGCCGUCACCUACAACGGCGUCGAGAACGACAAGAACAAGAGCCAGCUCACCAAACUUGACACAGUUGAAGGCAUAAGCCCACUGGCCCAGAUGGAGGAAGAACGCAGGGAGCAUGUGGCCAAGAUGAAGAAGAUGGAGAUGGAAAUGGAGCAGGUCUUUGAGAUGAAGGUCAAGGAGAAGAUACAGAAGCUGAAGGACUCUGAGGCAGAGCUGCAGCGACGCCAUGAACAGAUGAAAAAGAACCUGGAGGCUCAACACAAGGAGCUGGAGGAGAAGCGUCGCCAACUCGAGGAGGACAAGGCCAACUGGGAGACACAGCGGCAGCUGGAGCAGCAGAAACUGGACGCCACCAGGACCUUGGAAAAGAACAAAAAGAAGGGAAAGAUCUUUUAAAGUCUUUGGGAACUCUGUUUUACUCUAUGCCGAUAUGCCAGUCUGGAAGUCAGUGUUUCGUGUAACCAGCAACACACCAAGCAUGCUGGGAUGGCCAGAAUGGUGGUGUUGAUGGACAGGGGUUUUCCCUCAGGAGGUCCUGAAUGUGAUCACUUUUACUGUUAUCACGUUUGUGUUUGUUUGAAAGACAAGUUUAUGCAAUGAAAAAUAUCCAGAUGAUAUACAAUCGUUUUUAGUGGCCAGUGUGGUUGCACAGAUGAAACCUUUGUUCUUCCAUUAAACUGUUUGAUGUUUCCCAGCAACGUACCAUUACUGUCCUUUCCUGUGUACUAUGUUCUCCAUACUACAACAUGUGGAACCUCCUGCUAGGUAGAGUGACCUGAUGAAAAUUCCUUCAUAGGUGUCAACUCUCUCUCUCACUCAGGCUUUUGAUAGACAAGAUGAAGAGAAACUUAAAAUGGCAACUUUUAAAGAAAGAAAUGACUGCUUUAUUUUCCAAAAUGUAUUUGCUUAUAUUUCUUGUAAUUUAAAUUACUUAGCCUUGGACCAUCACAUAUAACUUUUUUUCCAUGGGAUUUUUUAAUUUUUAUUUCUUUUAUAUAUUGGCCCUUUUAAAGUAAAAUGUUUAGCUUUUGGAAGGAUGGAUUGGUUUAUUGACAGGAUGAACUAAUUUUACUAGAUACCUCUAUAUUAAUAAUAAAAAAAAUCUCUGUAACAGUAUUCAUGACUGUAUCAGAAUUGGAUUUCCAGACAAAUUCGAAUCCAUAAAUUUUCCAUAGCUUUGUUCAUCUGUGAUAUAUACAUUAUGUAUUUUUCAUUUGUAUUAAAAUGUCACAUAAUAAACUUGUGAUGAUAUAA
Molecule: messenger RNA, 2278 nt
Organism: Paramormyrops kingsleyae
Lineage: Eukaryota; Metazoa; Chordata; Actinopteri; Osteoglossiformes; Mormyridae
Source: RefSeq, a predicted model, not a curated record